Molecule: messenger RNA, 4304 nt
Organism: Benincasa hispida (wax gourd)
Lineage: Eukaryota; Viridiplantae; Streptophyta; Magnoliopsida; Cucurbitales; Cucurbitaceae
Product: ARM repeat superfamily protein
Biological process (GO): protein import into nucleus
Cellular component (GO): cytoplasm
Source: RefSeq, a predicted model, not a curated record
ACUUUUUAGAAUUUUACUCCCAAUUCCAAAUUAGAUCGACCACCUGUCCCUUGUUCCUCGUAUCGUACACUGGCCGGUCGACCAACUCCGACGCCACCAUUCCAGUCGGCCAUUGGAGAACCUUGCCUCUGUCCGCCAGCCAUAUUACCCACACAGCUGCUUCACACCUAAUCAAGAACGCAUUGACAGCGUCAAUCGAGGGGAAAGAAGCAGGCCAGGAAUAGAAAACAAGUCAUCAUCCAAUUCUGGCCCAGCAUUGGUUGAAGUCUACAAAGGUUGUAAAAGUUGUAAUCCUCUGUGGUCUGGGCCAGUCGCUUGGGCGUAAUCUCCUGGAGUUUAUAAUGCAGCCAUGGACACAGGUUUAGAGUAAGCAUAUAUGCCGUAGAUGGCGUCGCGUUGAGGAAUGGAAUUUUUUGGAAGUGUUUCUGUUGUUGCCGUUGGGAUUCUUGGAUCAUUGUUAUGUUGUGUACGAGUCAAUUACUAGCUUCUUCUGGGAAUUCUGAACAAAGAUAAACUGCAUAGGUAUUAAAGAGAUGGAACUGCGAAUGAAAGUCACUCAAGCAGUUCACGUCCUAAAUCAUGAUACCCAAUCUUGCAACCGUGUGGCAGCAAAUCAAUGGUUAGUUCAGUUUCAGCAGACAGGUGCUGCUUGGGAAGUUGCCACUGCCAUCCUUACCUCCGAUCAUGUUCAACAUCCGCUGUCCUCCUUUGUCCCUGAUUUGGAAGUCGAGUUCUUUGCUGCUCAGAUUCUUAAACGCAAGAUCCAGAAUGAAGGCUAUCUUUUACAAUUAGGAGUAAAGGAUGCUCUACUAAACGCUCUUCUUGUGGCUGCCAAAAAGUUUAGUUCAGGCCCUCCUCAGCUUUUAACUCAAAUCUGUCUUGCACUCUCUGCGCUUAUUCUGAGAACAGUAGAGCAUGGGAAACCCAUUGAUCGGCUUUUCUACAGUCUUCAGAAUCUGCAGAGUGUGGACAACGGCAAUUUGGCAGUUUUGGAGAUGCUUACUGUUUUACCUGAAGAAGUCGUUGACAGCCAAAAUGUUGAUUGUAAAAUAAGUUCAUCCUGUAGGAGCCAAUAUGCUCGAGAGCUUCUGUUGCACACUCCUAUGGUUCUUGAGUUCCUAUUGCAGCAAUCUGAGGAAGGGUUUGAUUGUGGGACACAGCCGCAGGAAAAGAACAGAAAAAUUCUUCGAUGUUUGCUGAGUUGGGUGCGUGUUGGGUGCUUCUCUGAGAUACCUCAAGGUUCAUUGCCGACACAUCCGCUUCUUAAUUUUGUGCUCAAGUCCUUGCAGGAUGUAGCUUCAUUUGAUUUGGCUAUUGAAGUUCUUGUUGAGCUUGUGAGUAGACAUGAGGGGUUACCUCAGGUCUUGCUGUGCAGAGUACAUUUUCUUAAGGAAAUGCUUCUUUUGCCUUCUCUUAGUAGUGGAGAUGAGAAAAUAAUCGGUGGUCUUGCAUGCUUGUUCUCAGAAGUUGGGCAAGCGGCACCAUUCUUAAUUGUAGAAGCCAGUGCUGAAGCCCUUUCUCUAGCUGAUGCUCUCUUGAGUUGUGUGGCUUUUUCAAGUGAAGAUUGGGAGAUUGCUGACUCGACAUUGCAAUUUUGGUCUUCUCUUGCGAGCUAUAUUCUUGGCCUUGAUGAGAACAAUUUGGCAAAUAGGAAACAUGUGGAAGAUGUAUUUCUAUCUGUAUUUUCAGCACUGCUUGAUGGGCUUCUAUUACGUGCUCAGGUGGUUGAAUCUGCUUUCAAUGAGGAAAGAGGAAUGAUAGACCUCCCUGAUGGUCUUAUCCAUUUUAGAAUGAAUAUCGUUGAGCUUCUGGUGGAUAUUUGUCAAAUUUUAAGGUCUUCCAGAUUUAUGGAAAAGCUCUUCUUCAGUGGUUGGACCAACGGUAAUGUACCAAUUCCUUGGAAGGAAGUGGAGAGCAAAUUAUUUGCUCUUAAUGUGGUUGCUGAGGUAGUCCUACAGGAGGGUCAAAGCUUUGAUUUCUCUGUUAUCACGCAACUGGUGACCAUGCUGUCAGCUAGACCUUCAAAUGAGAUCAAAGGCGUGAUGUGCCUUGUUUACAGAUCCUUGGCAGAAGUUGUUGGAUCUUACUUUAGGUCAAUAUCUGCCUUUCACACCGAUGCCAGACCCUUACUAUUAUUUCUUGCUACUGGGAUCACAGAAUCUGUCUCUUCACAUGCUUGUGCCUUCGCCCUCCGUAAAAUUUGUGAAGAUGCAACUGCCGUAAUAUUUGAACUGCCAAAUUUGGAAAUUUUGAUUUGGAUCGGAGAGAGUCUGGAGAAGUUGCAUUUACCUUUGGAGGACGAGGAAGAAGUAGUGAGUGCUGUAAGUUUGAUUCUUGGUUCGGUUCCUAAUAAAGAACUGAAGAGUAACUUGUUGGCUAGAUUGCUUUCAUCAAGCUAUGAAGCAAUUGAGAAACUAGUUGAUGAAGAUAAUGUACCAUCUCUGAGACAAAAUCCAGCUACUUACACGAAAAUCUUAACCUCUGCUGUGAGGGGCCUGUAUAGGAUGGGUACUGUAUUUAGCCAUCUAGCCACGUCUUUGUCAACUGAGCCUACUCUGGAUGAUCCUAUGUUUUCUUUGUUGAUAGUUUUCUGGCCAAUGCUAGAGAAACUUCUAAGGUGUGAACAUAUGGAGAAUGGUAAUCUCUCUGCGGCAGCUUGUCGUGCUCUAUCUCUAGCCAUCCAGUCUUCAGGUCAACACUUUGUUGCAUUGCUGCCGAAAGUCUUAGAUUGCUUAUCGACAAAUUUUGUUUUGUUCCAUGGUCAUGAAUGUUACAUCAAAACAGCUUCAGUUAUUGUUGAAGAAUAUGGCCAUCAAGAAAAAUUUGGGCAUUUGUUUAUCACCACUUUUGAAAGGUUUACUUAUGCAGCAUCCGUAAGUGCUAUUAAUUCCUCGUACAUAUGUGACCAAGAACCUGAUCUAGUGGAGGCUUACACAAAUUUUGCAUCAAUUUUUCUCCGAUGCUCUCACAAGGAAAUAUUAGCUGCAUCUGGUUCUCUUUUGGAGGUUUCAUUCCAGAAGGCUGCUAUAUGUUGCACAGCCAUGCAUCGUGGAGCAGCAUUAGCAGCAAUGUCAUACCUAUCUUGUUUCUUGGAUGUUAGUCUAGCAUCAAUGUUAGAAUUUGCAAGUACCAAUUCUGAGGGAUCAUUCAAUUCUAUGGUUAUUCGCGUCCUAUCCCACAGCGGCGAGGGACUUGUAUCGAAUAUUCUGUAUGCUUUGCUCGGUGUUUCAGCGAUGUCACGGGUUCACAAGUGUGCAACAAUUCUGCAACAAUUGGCAGCAAUCUGCAGUGUAAGUGAAAGAACGGACUUGAAACCUGUCCUGCGCUGGGAAUCUUUGCAUGGCUGGCUACUAUUAGCGGUGCAGGCUCUCCCACUUGAAUAUUUGAAACCAGGGGAAGUAGAAACCCUUGUGCCACUAUGGUUAAAGGCUCUUGGAGAUGCAGCCCGUGACUACCUUGAAAGUAAAAGUUGCGAUGAAGCAAAGACUAAUUAUGGACAUAUGCAAGGGAAGGGUGGAAGAGUUCUGAAGCGUCUAGUUCGUGAAUUUGCUGAUGGUCAUCGCAAUAUACCAAAUGUGACUUAAUUGCUGCAUGCCAUCUAUACAUCAUUAGAGGAUCCCCAGCUCUUAGCUUUUCUGAUUAUGGCCGCUUCUGUUGUUGGGAUGCAUUUGGCAGUUGAAAGUUCAGGCUGGUUUGGAAGCUUUUGGUCAAUCUUGGGCAAUGGCAUGCAUAAUUUAUAACAAUCCUCUGUAGCUACUUUUUUCUUCUUAUUUUUCUUUUUUGUACAGUGCCGUAUUUAAAUUUGUCAAUUCGCCAAAGGUUGAAAUUUUGUUCAUAUCAUUCAUUCUUUUCUGCCUUUCAAGCUCAGGUCAGAAUUUUGUGGCUAGUGGAGAUGAUAAAGUAGUAAUUGGUUACUCGCACUCUUGAGGAAUGAAAAGAUGAACCAGAACCACAUUAUUUAUUGGUAAGGAAAACCUUUUGCAGAAACUAAAAACCACUUAGCGUUAAUUGGACGAAUUCCUUGGAUGAAAGCAACGUUUUGGUGAUGAAAAGAGGUGAUGAUCCUGCUUCGUCUAUUUCUUUUACUAGAGAAAUGACGGUUAAUAAGUUUGGUUGUAAUGAAGUAUUUAACAUUCUAAUGUUCUAAAUUUUAGCCCAGUUGGGAGAAUUUUCGUUUCUUUUUUUCUUUUUACCCAAGUGUAGCCAUGGUAAUUGGUUAUUAUAGAGGCUUUACAAUGUACCGAAUUGAUCGUGUUUGGAUAAAUAAUGUUCUUAGAAUUCUAGUCUGCAUAUUGUGGGAGAAA